UAGGCUGGAUGGAAUUUUCACCAUAUGUCUUACACCUUUCCAAUUGUUUCAGGUGUAUAGAAGUGCCUAGAGUGUAGGGGCGAGGUGUUGAUUCUGAAUUCCUUUCUUGCCUGUUGAUUGCUGUGGGUUUUUAUAAUGUCCAGUUGGUGGCAGUAAUGUACAUUUUAUGGGCUUGCUAUCUUUCAUGAGUCCCUCACUAAGUAGUAGCAGAGACUGAAGAGGAAGUGAGAUGUUGAUGUCUAUGGGAGUGUAAACCAACAGGCCUAGAACUGAACAGGGGCAUAGAUCUGCUCUAGGGUAAAUGAAGAAGACAACUCCAAGCUGACUUGCCUCAUGACUUUGUGACAUCAUGGACCCCACUCCUGAGCCCAAGACCAGAGAGGAGUUUUGAAAGUAACUCUGCUGCUUGGUCAGUGUAUGUAUCAACAUGGCAGAGGCCAGGGACCUGAUCAGUUGUUCGAUCUGUCUGGAUCUACUGAAGGAUCCAGUCGCUAUUCCCUGUGGACACAACUACUGUAUGGACUGUAUUAAAGGCUGCUGGGAUCAGGAUGAUCUAAAAGGUGUGUACAGCUGUCCCCAGUGCAGGCAGACCUUUACCCCAAGACCUGUUCUGAACAGAAACCCUCUACUAACCGAGUUAGUGGAGAAACUGAAGAAGACAGAAAUCCAAGCUGCUCCUCCAGCUCUCUGUUUUGGUGGACCUGGAGAUAUUGAGUGUGACGUCUGUACUCGGAAAAAAUUAAAAGCCGUCAAGUCCUGUCUGGUGUGUUUAGCCUUUUACUGUGAGACUCACCUCCAGCCUCACUAUGAAUCUCCUGCAUUUAAAAAACACAAGCUGGUCAAAGCCUCCACACAACUACAGGAGAAGAUCUGCUCUCAUCAUGACAAGCUGCUGGAGGUUUACUGCCGUACUGAUCAGCAGUGUAUCUGUUAUCAGUGUGAGAUGGAGAAACACAAAGGCCAUGAUACCGUUUCCCCAGCAGUAGAAAGGAUUGAGAGGCUGAAGCAGUUAAGUGACAACCAGGCCAAGCAGAGAAUUCAGGAGAGAGAGGGGAAGAUACAGGAGGUGAGACAGGCUGUGAAGUCACUCAAGCGCUCUGCACAGACAGCAGUUGAGGAAAGUGAGAGGAUCUUUACUGAGCUGGUCCACUCAAUUGACAAAAGGCGCUCUGAGAUGAAGGAGUUUAUCAGAGCCCAGGAGAAGGCUGAAGUGAGUCGGGCUGAAGGACUCCUGAAGCAACUGGAGCAGGAUGUCGCUGAGCUGAAGAGGAGAGAGGCUGAGUUGGAGCAGCUCUCACACACAGAGGAUCACAUCCAUUUCCUCCAGAGUUUCCAGUCUCUCUGUGUCCCUCCUGGAUCUGAGGCCUUACCCAGCAUCACUGUCUACCAAAUCUCAUUUGAGGAUUUAAAGAAAUCAAUAUCUGCACUAAAACAGCGACUGGAGGUUAUGUUCAAGGAGGAAAUGGCCAAGAUACCUGGGAAAGUACUGAUGCCAGCGACCAUAAGUACAGAGGAAUAUGGUGUCCAGUUUGUGGAUGAGCAAAGGUCUGAGCUCAUUCAGAGGGUAACCAUGGUGAUGCCUAUAGCAGAUGAACUGCUUCAGAGAUGCAUGCUUCAUAAAGAAAUGUAUAAUACGAUCCGUGAUGCCAGGCCCAGCCAGGAACAGAUGAGACUGCUGUACGAGGCCCUCCACUCAGGAGGCUCUAAGGUGAAAGCAGCCUUUUAUGAGAUUCUACGGGAAAAACAACACUAUCUAGUCAAUCUGGCAACAAAUCUUCAUGAUGUUCCACUCCCCGAACCCAGGAUCAGAGAAGAGUUCUUGAAAUAUUCCUUACCGCUCACAUUGGAUCCUAACUCAGCUCAAAAGUGCCUGUGUCUGUCUGAGGGAAACAGGAAGGUGACAAAUAAUGGAAAGGCCCAGCCCUACCUUCACCAUUCAGACAGAUUUACCUACUUCGUCCAGGUGCUGUGUAGAGAGGGUCUGUCUAGAGCCUGCUACUGGGAGGUAGAGUGGAGCGGGGAUUCUGUUAAAGUAGCCGUCUCAUAUAAAGGAAUCAUCAGGAAUGGAAACGGAUGGGAUGAAGUUGGUGCGUUUGGACGGAAUGAUCAGUCGUUGAGUUUAUACUGCUCAACCUCUAGAUGUACUUUCAUGCACAACUGCUCAACAACUGUUAUCACUGUCCCCUGCUCCUCCAGAGUUGGCGUGUACCUGGACCACAGGGCAGGAACUCUGUCCUUCUACAACGUUUCUGACACAAUGACCCUCCUCCACAGAGUCCAGACCACAUUCACUGAACCUCUUUAUCCUGGGUUUACAGUUGGUCAUGGAUCAUCUGUGAAGAUACUGACACAGUGAUAGAAGUAAAGGAGCUUUCAUAUUAAACUUGGUAUGGAUUUAGUCCAUAACGUUGUUAUUUCUCCUUUUUUUAUAAUCUUGAAGUUCUGAAAAAUAUGCUUAAUGUCUCUGCUGAUGGAGUGCUGCUGUUUUCCCCAGCUCUGACAUAAAAGAUUGUUUGUGUCCUGACUGCAAAUCUGAAGAACCAGGGUUUGUUGUAUAAACACAUGCAUGCUGGCCUCUGUGGGCUGAGGAAAAUAGUAAGCCAUGAAAAACUCAAACAAGGCCUAGUUCCAGUUUGGGAGUUAGCUCCUACCCCUUCAGUGUGCACAAGUUUGACAGGACUGGAAGGAUGUAAGCAAUAUGGAGGAUGCUUCACUUGGCCUAUUAGAAAACCACAUGGAGUCAUCACCUAUCCCAUUCUUUUAGAUCUGCAACACCAAAAUGUUAGGGAAAGGGGACCACAAUGGAAUCAGGCUUAUAUAUACAGUAGGUUACAGGAGUCUGUCAACACAAAAUCAAAUAAAAUGUUAUUUGUCACAUGUGCCAAAUACAACAUGUGUAGACCUUACUGUGAAAUGCUUACUUAUAAGCUCUUAACCAACAAUGCAGUUUUAAGAAAAAUACCUAAAAAAAUAAGAAAUAAAAGUAACAAAUAAAUAAGAGCAGCAGUAAAAGAACAAUAGUACAGGGGGCACCAGUUAGUUGAGGUAAUAUAUACAUGUAGGUAGAGUUAUUAAAGUGACUUAUGCAUAGAUAAUAACAGAGACGAGCAAAACCUUGAGACUUCCUUAGAUAUCGUGCACCAGCUGUUGUUUACAAAUAUACAUAGACCGCCACCCCAUGUCUUACUAGAGGCUGCUGUUUUAUCCUGCCGAUACGAUGUAUAACCCGCCAGCUGAAUGUUAUUCAUGUCGUCGUUCAGCCACGACCCGGUGAAACAUAAGAUAUUACAGUUUUUAAUGUUCCAUUGGUAGGAUAUACGUGCUUUUAGUUCGUCCAAUGUAUUAGCCAGCGAUUGUACGUUGGCUAAUAGUACAGAUGGCAACGGCAGAUUUAGCCUCAUGUCGGCAGAUCCUCACAAGGCACCCCGAUCUCCUUCUGCAAAAUCUUUUCCGUCUCUUUCUCCUGCGAAGGAUGGGGAUGAGGGCUUGUUCGGGUGUCUGGAGUAAAUUGCUCUCUCCUGACUCAUUAAAGAGAGAUUCUUUGUCCAGUUCAAGGUGAGUAAUCGCUGUUCUGAUUUCCAGAAGCUCUUUUCGGUCAUAAGCGAUGGUAGCAGCAACAUUAUGUACAAAAUAAGUUACAAACAAUGUGAAAAAAACAAACAAAAUAGCACGGUUGGUUAAGAGCCCAUAAAACGGCAGCCAUCUCCGGCGCCAUCUUUUCAAAUACAAACACACUCAGUAUGACAUCAGAAAUUAACUGCUAAUUUAUUCUGUUUUUUGUUUACGUUUUAAUUUCAUAUUAACUUUAUUGCUCCUUUAAAGCACUUCUCAUGACAAAGCUAGUUCAUUAAAUACCCACUUGGCAAAAACUAGUUGCAUCAAUGUUUCCACUGCAUUUCAAGAACAACAAAUAUAUCUGAUGAUGUGAAUCAAUGUGGAAAACUGAUUGGAUUUGCAAAAAGUAAGGGGAAUUAAGUUUUUUUUUUUUUUCACCCAACAUUUAACCUAAAUCCAAUGACAUGUUGACAUUUUUUGUUGAUUUCAAGUUGAAUUCAUGCUAGUUGACAUCUCAACCAAAUGUAAAUAAAAACUAAAGGUUGAAAUGA
Molecule: messenger RNA, 4106 nt
Organism: Salmo salar (Atlantic salmon)
Lineage: Eukaryota; Metazoa; Chordata; Actinopteri; Salmoniformes; Salmonidae
Product: tripartite motif-containing protein 16
Biological process (GO): regulation of apoptotic process; innate immune response; inflammatory response
Molecular function (GO): protein binding; zinc ion binding
Source: RefSeq, a predicted model, not a curated record